Calypte anna (Anna's hummingbird) is the source of this 3166-nucleotide messenger RNA. It is a transcript of the gene ACBD3, whose product is annotated as acyl-CoA binding domain containing 3. The transcript is spliced from 9 exons. Gene Ontology annotation, cellular component: Golgi membrane. Gene Ontology annotation, molecular function: fatty-acyl-CoA binding. The record is from RefSeq and is a predicted model, not a curated record. The coding region runs from base 46 to 1611 and encodes 521 amino acids. NCBI's taxonomy places the organism in Eukaryota, Metazoa, Chordata, Aves, Apodiformes, Trochilidae.
AAGAAAAGGCAGAGGAGGAAGAAGAAGAAGAGGAGGAGGAGGAGGAUGGCAGCGGCAGUGCUGCUGAAUGCAGACCGGUUCGAGGUCUCAGUCGACGGGCUGACACUGAGCCCCAAUGCCGAGGUGCCGCCCUGUGAGCCGGGGGAGCCCGCUGCGGGGCGGAGCCGAGCGGCCCCUGGUUCCCCGGGCCAGAGGGAGGCCCCGGCGGCGGAGGAGGAGGAGGCGGCGGCCGCCCUGAGUCCGGAGCGGCGCUGGGGCUUCGCGCUGGAGGAGCUCUACGGCCUGGCGCUCCGCUUCUUCAAAGAAAAAGAUGGCAAAGCCUUUCAUCCAACAUAUGAAGAAAAACUCAAACUUGUGGCACUGCACAAGCAGGUUCUGCUGGGGCCUUACAACCCUGACACUUGCCCUGAAGUUGGAUUCUUUGAUGUGCUGGGUAAUGAUAGAAGGAAGGAAUGGGCUGCCCUUGGAAACAUGUCAAAGCCAAAAGCUAUGACAGAAUUUGUUAAGCUUCUGAAUAGAUGCUGCCACUUGUUUUCAACAUAUGUGACUUCCCACAAGAUAGAGAAAGAAGAACAAGAAAAGAAAAGAAGAGAAGAGGAAGAACGGAGGCAGCGUGAGGAAGAGGAGCGUGAGCGUUUACAGAAAGAAGAAGAAAAACGUCGGCAAGAAGAAGAGGAAAGACUGAGAAGAGAAGAAGAAGAGAGGAGGAGAAUAGAGGAAGAACGACUUCGGAUGGAGCAACAGAAGCAACAGAUAAUGGCAGCACUGAACUCCCAAACUGCCAUUCAGUUCCAGCAGUAUGCAGCCCAGCAGUAUCCAGGCAACUAUGAACAGCAGCAAAUCCUAAUUCGGCAGCUCCAGGAACAGCAUUAUCAACAAUACAUGCAGCAGUUGUAUCAAGUCCAACUUGCACAGCAACAGGCAGCCUUACAAAAACAACAGGAGGUUACUGUGGCAGCAACAGGGACACCUCCGACUACUGCAUCAAAGGUGAACGUACCUGCCCCAGGGGACAACGUCUCCAUUAAUGGGCAGGCCAGUGCCCAUGCAGACAGCCCUGAAAAAGAGCUGGAUCCAGAAGCUUUGGAAGAAGCACUGGAGAAUGGACCAAAAGACUCUGCUCCAGUGAUAGCUGCCCCAUCAAUGUGGACACGACCCCAGAUAAAAGACUUCAAGGAAAAAAUCCGGCAGGAUGCAGACUCUGUGAUCACAGUGGGCCGAGGGGAAGUGGUUACAGUUAGAGUACCAACUCAUGAAGAGGGGUCUUACCUCUUUUGGGAAUUUGCUACAGACAAUUAUGACAUUGGGUUUGGGGUGUAUUUUGAAUGGACAGACUCCCCUAAUACUGCAGUCAGUGUGCAUGUCAGCGAAUCUAGUGAUGAUGAGGAUGAAGAAGAAGAAAAUACUACCAGUGAAGAAAAAGUCAAAAAGAAUGCCAGCAAGUCUCAGCUAGAUGAAAUAGUGCCUGUGUACAGACGAGACUGUCAUGAAGAAGUAUAUGCUGGCAGCCACCAGUACCCAGGGAGAGGAGUUUAUCUUCUUAAAUUUGACAACUCCUACUCUCUAUGGAGGUCAAAAACAGUUUACUACAGAGUUUAUUAUACUAGAUAAAGGUGUGCCUGUGUCUGGGGCUGGGCUGUGCAGAUGAUGUAAUUUUAUUUGGAAUUUUCUUCAAGUACAAUGGAUCCUUUUAAGUCUGUGUUCUAUCGUGUCUGUGUCUGUAUGGCUUUUGUGAACUUUAUCAAGUAGACACUGGGAUCUUCCUGCUCCAUGACACUGAUGCAUAUUGCAUUGGGCUUAAAACAGGAUCUCUCUAGCCCUCUUACAUAUUGGAGUUAACCAUUGGAAGUCAUUAGCUCCAGUGCUAAGGUCACAUCAGCUGUAUUUGUUAAAGCUUCAUGAAAAGGGGAGCUACUGGCUCACAGGCUGGGUAAUCUGAUGUUUUAAGGUCUGGAUGUUUUGAAUAACUUGUUGAUGGUUAACUUAAAGGUCCCAUCGAUAAGUGGUAGAUUUGGAUGCAGUUUGCUGUGUAGCAGAUUUCUCUUAGUUAUAAUUGAGACUUUUGCGCCAUUAAAACUUUAGGUUGAUGCAGUUUAGAAACAAGUUGUCUGGCUUCUGUCCUCAUCAAAGGAUAAACAUUAAGUUCAUUUAACCACUGUAAAGGCUAAGGCAAAGAUGAACAGCAUCCUAAAAGUACAGCAGAUAACCUCUUUGAAGAUGUAAACUGAUGAUGAAAAGUGUAUUUAACAAGAACAAUGAUUGCUGCUCUACUGUUAACCAUGGAAUAAAAAAGGUAAUUUUUUAAGCAAUUGACUUUGAACCAUAAGGUAUUUUUAUGUCUGGGUUUUUAAUGGGGCAGACUUUAAAAAAUAAAAAAACCAAAAACCAACGAUCAGUCAAAAACCAAACUGAAACUAGUUUUCUGCACAACAUUUUGGUUUGUUUUUGUAAAACCUGAAUAAGCAAGUUGUACAUCUGAAGAACAGUAAGUCACUUUGACGAAGUACGGGAGUUAAUGUUGCAUUAAUGAUGGAAAUCACUGCCAGUCUGUAUUAGUCUGAACUGGUCAUACUUUGGUGCAAACUUUCUGCUUUCAUCUGUAACUGCAGAAAGGCAGAGUGCAUGUACAGAUACUUAAUGCAGCUUUGAUCUCGGUUCCACAUGGCUUAGUUUGGACACUCCAUAUUUUGUGUAGUGGAAAAAUGCAGGUGAUGCUUGACUUGAAACCACAGUAAGAAUCUGCUGUCCUUGGAGCCCUGCACCACAGGGGUGAUGUGUUGCAAUGACAACUUGUGUAAGUGCUCUCUGCAUGGGUAAUGCACUUCGUUACUCAAAGAAGAAAAUGGUUGCUUUGGGUCUGUCAGACCCAGCUCUUGCAGUAAGACUUCCACUGAUUAGCUGCAGCAUGUACCAUGGCACAUGGUAUUGAGUUUGUGAGAUUUGUUUGAAUAAUCCCAUUUGUAUAUACAAUAUACUUUACUUUUGUCAUACCACCCAUGGAGGUAACUUCUAGAGUGUUUAACUUGUCAUUUUGAAUUUGGUUCUGCAACACCAUACCAGCUAAUAGCCAGUGAGUGCUGCUUUAUCCAAAAAUACUGUACAAUGUACUGCUCUUGUGUACAUACAGUGUAUAGACCAUGACUAUAGAAAGAAUCUUGCUUUUAAA